AUGUCUGCUGAGAACACGGAUAAGUUUGACGAUUUGGAAACAGUUGAGCUCAACGAGACCCUGGAUCAAGAACAUACGCAGGGGAAUCAAAGUCCCGUUUCGAGCUCUUCGAUCCAACCGGCUCAAAAGACAAUAGACAAUGAAAGUGACAUCCUAAUAAAGAAAUACGUGGAGGCGUGUCAAACUGGUGAUUUGGUAACAGUGAAGGACUUGAUUGAAUCUGAGGCCAUUGAAUUGGGUUCAGAUGUGGAUGAAAAUAACGUCAGUGGGCUUCAUUGGGCUGCUAUUAAUAAUAGACUCUCUAUUGUUAAGUACUUGGUGUCAAAGGGGGCUGAAGUUGAUAGACCUGGUGGUGAUUUGAAUGCUACUCCAUUGCAUUGGGCUUGUCGUUAUGGUCUGGUAUACAUUGUGGAUUAUCUAUUAAAGAAUGGUGCGGAUCCUACUAAAGCUGAUUCUCAAGGUUUCAAUACCCUACAUUUAGCUGUUCAUUCUUCAAAUAUCAUGUUGGUGAUUUAUGUCUUAGCAUUCGUUGAUCAAGUACCAAUUGAUUCAGCAGAUCCACAGGGAAGAACUGCACUCAUAUGGGCGGGUUAUCAAGGUGAUUCAUUAAGUGUUGAUGCGUUAUUGAAUUUUAAUGCUAAUGUUAAAUUAGUUGACGAACAAGGUUUCACUGCUCUUCAUUGGUCAUUAAUCAGAGGUCAAAAGGAUUGUAUCAAGCGAUUGAUUGAAAAAGGUUCAGAUAUUUAUCAAAAGACAAAUGAUGGAAAAACUUGCUUCGAUGUUGCUCAAAAUAUGAAUAGUACUGGUGUAUUGAAAGAUGCUUUAUUCCAAUGUGGUUUAGAUCCAUCAGGGAACCCAAUCACAAAACAUUUUUCAGCUAAAGGAGCUAAAAUAAUCACAUUCUUGACUCCUUAUGCUCUUUUAGGAUCUGCUCUAUACAUCAAUGCUCAAACAAAUGCAUUUUUUGCAUUAAUAAUAUCAAUAAUUCUAUUCUUAGUAUCAACCAAAAUUUUGAAGAAAUUUAUAUUCCCUUGUUAUGUUUUAAGCUCAUCACCAUUUAUUAAAUCACCUUAUUUAUCUGGUAUAUUUUCAGGUACAGCAUUUUGGAUUCUUUUUUCAUGGAUCUUUACAAUUCUUCCAUAUACUUUAUCAGAAGCACCAUUAUCAAAUUUAAUCUUUGCAGGGCUAAGUACAGCUGUUGUUUAUUCAUUUUUCAAGGCCAUGUUUAAAGAUCCUGGUAUUAUUCAAACUCCAGAUUCUAAUGAAGAAAUUAAGGCAACAAUUGAAGAAUUAUUACAAAUUGGGAAAUUUGAUGCAAGAAAUUUCUGUAUUAAUACUUAUAUUAAAAAACCUUUGAGAUCAAAAUAUUCUUCAUUAUAUGAAAAGUGUGUUGCUAGAUAUGAUCAUUUUUGUCCAUGGGUUUAUAAUGAUGUUGGUCUAAGAAAUCAUAAAGUAUUUAUGUUUUUCGUAAUAUCAUUAGAAUUGACAAUGUUUUUAUUUUUCCAUUUAGUUUUGGAGUAUUUUGAUGAAUUAAAAGAAACCAAGGAAGAAUGCUUUUUAUUGGAUGAUGAUUUAUGUACAGGAUGCUAUGAAUCCUCAUUUAUUUUCACAUUAACUGCAUGGACCAUUUUCCAAUCAAUUUGGGUUACUUUCUUAUUAUUCUCUCAAUUUUUCCAAAUUUCAAAAGGUUUAACAACUUUAGAAUUAUCAGUUUAUACCAAACGUGCUGCAAAUGGUGCUAACCCACAUUUCUCAAGUGCUCCAGCAGAACUUAGCGGUGGUGAUUCUAAUACAGCUCCUUUUGCUCCAAAAGAUCGUAAUUGUUUGAGCACAUUCUGUUUAUUAACUGGUAUUGAUCAAUUUGCAAUUGCUUUUAAACAAGUUUUGGGAUUGAAAAGUAAUUCACCAAUUGAAACAGUUCCAACUGAUUAUGGGGUUAAACAAAAUUGUAUUGAUUUCUGGUUUGCUAGUGGUGAUGAACGUUUAGAUGUUAGAAAUGUUUUCAAAUUACCAGUUAAUAGUGAAGCUAAUUUGAACGGUCAAACUGUUGAUUAUUAUAAGUUAUACACUUUACCAGAGAGAAGAAUCGUCUAUGAUCAAAACAUUGUGUGA
Hansenula ciferrii is the source of this 2112-nucleotide messenger RNA. RefSeq names its product palmitoyltransferase AKR1 (gene AKR1). Lineage: Eukaryota; Fungi; Ascomycota; Saccharomycetes; Phaffomycetales; Wickerhamomycetaceae. Gene Ontology annotation, cellular component: Golgi membrane. Bases 1 to 2112 code for a protein of 703 amino acids. The transcript has a single exon. Gene Ontology annotation, molecular function: protein binding; palmitoyltransferase activity. Gene Ontology annotation, biological process: protein palmitoylation. The record is from RefSeq and is a predicted model, not a curated record.